GGGGCGACGUGCCGUGGUCGCCCGCGGCUUCGUGCACGUGUGCUUUUGCAAAAGCUCUGACCGCGGAGCGGGUGACCGCGCGCGCGCGCCCGACGAAUCCCGCCGCGGCGCCGAGCCGCGCGUCCGUUACAUCCGAAAAGUGCCGUGCCGUAACGCGCGUCGUGCCCGCAUCGUCGAGCGAGCGGGGGCCGCGUCCGCCGCGACGCACGUAGUUGUUGCUCGUCGCGUUUGAAAAUAGGAGAGCCCGCCCGUCCGCCGGGCGCGGCACGCGCGUCAACGCCCGGGACGCCUCCGUCGUCGGCGUCCACGGUGAAUUUUCAAAGCGUCCGUGAGCGACGUUGGAACAUGACUGCCACGGGCACGGCGGUUCGGCGCGCCAUUUAAAAUCCUUCUCGGCGAACGGGCCGUCCGCGCGGCCUCCUCUCCGAGGGGGCGAACUCGCGCGGUAAGCGCGCGUCUCGCCGAGCGCCCGACGCUUCCCCGCGGACGACUCGCAGGAAUCUCGAUUCUCGGAAUUAUGUAACUGGCAGCGCGACGCCGAUAUGCCGAUGAUAAAAGCUGCGUCCGCUAGAAUGGACGACGAAAUAGUAGUAGACGAUAUAGAUGAGAAUAGCACUGUGGAUACGCAACAGGCGGACGACGCGUCCACGCCCGUAAUGCCACUCUUGUACAUCCAGCAGAAUAAAGUACGUUCCGGCCAGUCGUCGAGCGUGAAUCAGACCCUCGUUUCACCCAGCACUCAACUCGCUGCCAUUAUCAAUCCGGUUAACAAUCAGGUAAUUAUCGACAGUGGGGCACAGUACGCGUGGAUGGCCUCGUCUCUUGCUCAACGUCCAGACCUUCAAGGCCUGGUUUCACCAAACGUCGCUUAACUU
This is a messenger RNA of Vollenhovia emeryi, 875 nucleotides long. RefSeq lists its product as uncharacterized. Lineage: Eukaryota; Metazoa; Arthropoda; Insecta; Hymenoptera; Formicidae. Bases 543 to 872 code for a protein of 109 amino acids. The transcript is spliced from 2 exons. The record is from RefSeq and is a predicted model, not a curated record.